Molecule: messenger RNA, 2307 nt
Organism: Aspergillus versicolor CBS 583.65
Lineage: Eukaryota; Fungi; Ascomycota; Eurotiomycetes; Eurotiales; Aspergillaceae
Gene: dppIV
Product: prolyl dipeptidyl peptidase DppIV
Exons: 2
Coding region: 1-2307 (768 amino acids)
Biological process (GO): proteolysis
Molecular function (GO): serine-type peptidase activity; dipeptidyl-peptidase activity
Source: RefSeq, a predicted model, not a curated record
AUGAAACUUUCCACCUUAUCACUCCUCGUGGGCGCCUGCAUCGCCGUGCCCUGGAGACCACGCGAGCCCAGAGCGACCGGAUCCAAGCGACUGACAUUCAAUGAAACUGUGGUCACGCCUGAGCUGUCUCCCUCUUCGAUUUCAGUUCAAUGGAUUGAAACCGACAAUGAUGGGGAGUACGUCUUCCAGGAGCAGGACGGCAGCAUCAAGAUCGAGAGCAUCGUCACCAACCGAUCGCAGACCAUUGUCCCAGCUGACAAGGUGCCAGACGACACGUACGACUACUGGAUCAGUCCAGAUCUGUCGUCUGUGCUCUGGGCGACCAACUACACGAAGCAGUACCGCCAUUCCUUCUUCGCUGAUUACUACAUCCAGAAUGUCGAGACGUUCGAGUCAGCGCCGCUGGUGAAAGGCCAGGUUGGCGAUAUCCAGUAUGCCGAAUGGAGUCCCGAUGGGAAGUCCAUCGCGUUUGUGCGCGGAAAUAAUCUGUUUACUUGGGUUGAUGGCGAGGUGACUGCGAUCACUGAAGACGGUGGACCAGAUCUCUUCCACGGCGUGCCGGACUGGAUCUACGAAGAGGAGAUUCUGGGUGACCGGUUCGCGAUCUGGUUCUCGCCUGACUCAGAGCUGCUCGCAUUCCUGAGCUUCAACGAGACUGGCGUCCCUACGUACACCGUCCCGUACUACAUGGACAGCCAGGAGGUUGCGCCUCCUUAUCCGCGCGAGCUCGACAUCAGAUACCCCAAAGUCUCGGAGACCAACCCAACAGUCAAGCUGAGUAUUCUCAAGAUUAGUGAUAAGCAGGUGACGCCUAUUCCUAUCGAUGCAUUCGACCCCAGCGAGUUGAUCGUUGGUGAAGUAGCCUGGGUGACGGACGCGCACGGUGCCUUGGCUGUCAAGGCCUUCAAUCGUGUGCAGGAUGAGCAGAAGAUUGUCAUUGUGGAUACAGCUUCCGGCGAUACUACCGUCGCACAUGAACGCGAUGGUACUGAUGGCUGGUUGGAUAACUGGUUGUCCAUGGCAUACGUUGGGCCAGUCGGCAAUAGAAACUCUUCCACCUAUUUUGUGGAUCUGUCCGACCAUACCGGCUGGACACACCUGUAUCUCUUCUCAACCUCUGGCGGCGAUCCCAUCGCAUUGACUGAGGGAGAAUGGGAAGUUACAGAGGUGGUGAGCAUUGAUCAACAGCGCGAGCUCGUAUACUAUCUCUCGACGCAGCACCAUAGCACCGAGAGACACCUGUACUCGGUGUCAUAUAAGACCUUCAAGAUCAAGCCUCUUGUUGAUGAUAGCACCGAAGCAUACUGGAGUGCUUCCUUUUCUGCAAAGGCUGGAUAUUACAUUCUCACCUACGCCGGCCCAGAGGUCCCAUACCAGGAGCUUUACUCUGUAAACCAGACGGCUCCCCUUCGCACCCUCACCAGCAAUGCAGCACUGAUUGAGAAGCUCAAGGGCUACGCAUUGCCUGAAAUCAGCUACUUUGAACUCAGCAUCCCGAGCGGAGAGAAACUGAACGUAAUGCAGAGGCUGCCGCCGAACUUCUCCAAGGAGAAGAAAUAUCCCCUACUGUUCACUCCAUACGGCGGCCCAGGAGCACAGGAAGUCAGCAAAUCGUGGAACGGGCUCGAUUUUAACGCAUACAUUGCGUCCGAUCCCGAGCUUGAAUUCGUUACCUGGACCGUGGACAACCGCGGCACUGGCUACAAGGGACGCGAAUUCCGCUCCUUGGUGGCCAAACAGCUUGGAAACCUUGAGGCCGAGGACCAGGUUUAUGCUGCGGAACAGGCCGCACAGCGAGAAUGGAUUGAUUCCGACCACAUUGCAAUCUGGGGCUGGAGUUAUGGCGGUUACCUCACGGGCAAGGUUCUCGAAACUGACAGCGGCGCGUUCUCACUCGGAUUGUUGACAGCGCCUGUCUCCGACUGGCGAUUGUACGACUCUAUGUACACGGAGCGGUACAUGAAGACGCUGUCAACGAACGAGGAUGGGUAUAAUACCACCGCCAUCCGGCGCACGGAGGGCUUCAAGAAUGUAGAGGGAGGAUUCCUGAUCCAGCACGGCACCGGCGACGACAAUGUUCACUUCCAGAAUGCCGCUGCUCUGGUCGACACGCUGAUAGGAGAUGGCGUCACGCCAGAGCAAAUGCAGGUGCAGUGGUUUACAGACUCGGAUCACAGCAUUAGAUAUAACGGAGGCAAUGUCUUCUUGUAUAGACAGCUGGCGCAGAGGCUGUACGAGGAGAAGAAACGGUCGGACACGGAGGAUACACAUCAGUGGAGCAAGAGACACCAGUGGAUGGCUAAUUAA